Molecule: messenger RNA, 1284 nt
Organism: Micromonas commoda
Lineage: Eukaryota; Viridiplantae; Chlorophyta; Mamiellophyceae; Mamiellales; Mamiellaceae
Exons: 1
Coding region: 1-1284 (427 amino acids)
Biological process (GO): NADH dehydrogenase complex assembly
Source: RefSeq, a predicted model, not a curated record
AUGACGACCCUCGCGUAUCGACCCGCGGUUGUCGCGCCGCGCGCAUCGUUCGCGCCCCGCCGCGGUCCCGUCGCUCGCGCCGCGCCCUCCGUCUCCGUCGCGCCCUCUCCGCGCGUCAGCCUCGGACUUGCCGGCCAUCGCGGUGCCCAGUCGUCGCGUAUCGUUCGAGCGCGGUUCUUCGGCCCUUUCAAGCGCAAGGACGCCACGACCGCCGUCGAGCCCGCACCAACGCCAACGCCCGAGCCCGAGGACACGUCCGCGAGCUUCGACCUCCUCGACCUUUGCUCCGGCGCCGCCGACGCCGUCGCCGUCGCCGCCCAGGCUUGGGAACGCGUCGACGACGUCGUCAUGGGCGGCGUCAGCUCCAGCGCCAUCGGACCGGACCUCGCGGGACGCACCUGCCUGGUGUGGGCGGGCAAGUGCAGGACCCAGGGAGGCGGGUUCACCGGAUGCCGCUCCGUCGCCCUCAAAACCCCGCUCGACCUCACCGCCUUCGACGGCAUCUCCAUCGUCUGCGGCCUCGAGUCCGACGACGAGCCCGCGCGACGCACGUGGAAAGCCACCGUGCGAACGCAGAACAACCGCGGCGAGGUGGUCUACCAGGCAUCCUUCGUUCCCCCCGUCGCGAGUAAGGAUCCCACCUCGAAGGACGGCUUCCUUCCCGCCGAGGUUCGCAUCCCCUGGGAGAGUUUCCGUCUGGUCCGCGGUCCCGUCGUCGUCCCCAACGUUCCGCCCCUCUCCGCCGAUCAGUGCUCGGCGGUGUACGGGCUCGGCCUGAUCAUGUCGAGGUUCGGUCCGAACGGGCCGAUGCCGGACUUUCGCGACGGGCCCUUCCGACUGGCGCUGCACUCGUACGGCGUGUACGUCUCGAACGGUGAGGGUGUCGAGCCGCCGACGACGCUGCCGCGGGCGGCGAUGCUCGGGGAUAGGAGCAGCGAGAACAGCGGGCGGACGAAGAACUCGCCCCUCUCGCUCGUGCUCGGGCCCCUGAUCAAGCUCGUGUUCUCGGAGAAGGCGCGACGGCGGCGGCGGUGUCGGGAGCUGCUCAAGGAGCGGUACGGGAUCGGCGAGUUCGGCGCGCGGUUCGGUAAGGGGCGGCGGAUGAAGGCGGCUCGGCUCGGGGGGGAAUUGAUCGCCUUCAAGGAGGGGGCGCGGGAGCUCGUCAGGGACGCGGUCGCCGCGGCGCUGACCCUGCCGCUUCGCGGGCUGUUCGUGCUGAUAUCGAAAGUCGCGGCGCUGGUGCGCGCCGUCAAAGGGGAGAAGAAGCUCCCGCCGAUGAGGUGA